UUGACUUCUUCUCUCAUUAAGUACUUCCGUGUGAAUUCGAAAAUCAACACUUGAAUAUAGGAUUCGAUGUCGUUUGUGUGUUUAAUGAGAUAAUUGCUAGCUGAUCUUUUAAUUGUGGAUAUAUGAUAGACUAACACAAAAUGAAUCCUCCGUGUGCAAAAUGUACCAAGAUUGUUUAUCCGACAGAAAAACUGAAUUGUUUGGACAAGAUAUGGCACAAAGGAUGUUUCAAAUGUCAGUCGUGCAACAUGACAUUAAAUAUGAAAAACUACAAGGGUUACGACAAACUUCCAUACUGCAAUGCACAUUAUCCAACCACAAAACACACACAAGUAGCUGAUACACCAGAGAACAGACGAAUAAAAGAUAAUACCAAAAUACAAAGUAAUGUACAAUAUCACAGUGAUUUUGAGAAAGCCAAAGGUUCCUACACUCAAGUCUCUGAUCGACUAGACUUAAAACAGCACCAACGCAACACUGAAAAUAUUAGUAUGAUAGCAUAUCAUAAGGAUUUUGAAGAAGGAAAAGGGAGGUACAUACAAAUUGAAGAUCCUGUUGAGAUGAGACAGCAUUUGAAAAACCAGGAAAACAUUAGCUUGAUUAAAUAUCAUGAAGAAUUUGAGAGGUCCAAAGGAGCUAUAAUGCAAGUUCCAGACACAGUGGAAAUGCAACGACAUAAGAAAAAUGUUGAAAAUUUCAGUUUGGUUAAAUAUCAUGAAGAUUUCGAGAGACAAAAAGGAAAGAAGAUGACAGUUGUUGAUGACCCUGAGACUCAGCGUGUUAGACAGAAUACACAGAACUUCAGUCAGGUGGCAUACUCUGGACAUAGGGAUCAACUUAGAGACAUGGAGUACAAAAGACCAGCUGAGCAAGUCAAUGUUCGUAGAAGUUCUCACCCAUCUAGUCCACCACAAUCACCAGGAUUUCAAAAUGAAGUUAAGCAGCGUAUCAGUGCCACAAGCCCUCCUCGCUCACCAGGAUAUAGGGACCAGCAAGAAGUUAGGCGUACUAGUGCAACCAGUCCCCCACAAUCACCAGGAUAUAAUAGGGACUAUCAAGAAGAUGUUCGUGUGCGCCCAAAUCCAGGAAGUAUUCAUAACUAUGACCCAGUUAGAGACCAACAACAAAACCAAGGAACACCAUACUCGUCAAGAAACUCUGGAGCUGUAGUUUAUGAUUCUAACACUGGAAGAGGAUUAGAUAAUAAUUUUAAUGCCAAGGUACGGCCAUUCUAUCAACAUCAUGAUAAUAUGGAAAAUCCCUCUUCACAAAGACGUGUUGGUUCCAUUUCGGAUUAUGACCCAAUUAACGACAGAUGGGGAUCAGUAACAGGACAGUUUUCUGCAGGAACUCAACAACCAAGACAACCACCCCCACCACAACAAUUUGCCCAGCCACCACCACCACAAGAAGCAGAUAGAUUCUCUGGAAAAGGAAUGGUUUGCCGUGCAGCAUAUGAUUACGUGGCUGCCGAUGAUGAUGAAGUCAGUUUUAAUGAGGGUGAUCACAUCAUAUUCUGUCAACCAAUUGAUGCUGGUUGGAUGGAGGGUACAGUGGAAGCAACGGGAAGACGUGGUAUGCUCCCGUCAAAUUAUGUGGAGACGGUCAAAAAGUAGAAGACAGAUUACUUAUUUCUAGCUAAACAUUUAUAAAAUUUUGAGUUACCUCCCCUGUUAUGCUUUAUCAUGUUAUUUUUGUUAUAUUGAUUGUCUGUUUGUCAGUUUCAGAUACUUUAAAUAUAGCUCAUUAUAACUAUUGCAUAUUUUAUUUAGGUGCUUUGAUAAAGGGAGAAAGUUGGAAAUGUAUUAUUUUGUAAGAAAAUGUGUUAUGUUAAUUGAAAGUUAACAUGAUCAAAAUCAGAGAUUUAUUAUACAUAGUGAGUGUACACAUAGCCCUUCAAGACUCUUGCUUGUUUGAAUUAGUCGAUGUUUGAUAUAAUAAAGAGUAAAAAAGAGCAUGUUUGAUAUUGCUGUUAGUUUUCCAAUUUAAUCUAAAAAAAGAAAAAAAGAAUUCAUUUAUCAUAUUUCCAAGUAGAUAUAUACAUACAUAAUAAUAUCAAUCAGUAUUCUUGUAGAGCUAGAUUCUUGUUUUUUUCGCUGUAACUGUAUUAUUUGGAAAGAUGAAAGAUUUUAAACGAACAGAUUUUUUUCUGUAGUGGUAUAUUACUGCUUUAGCAUGGGAAAAUAACUGUAAUAUGAAAUUCAGUAUUGUAGAUUACUUCUAAAUCAAAUGGCCUUCUUAAUGUUCAAAGCUUUUGCAAAGCAGCUUGCUGUUUGGAUUUUGGCCGAUUUCAUUAUGGGCAUUCAGGUCAUGAUAAUAUUUGGACAAUCGUAAUUUUUAGAGAUUGAAUGGUUAUGUGUUAUCUCUGUUUACUGGGUUGUAUGUAUGGUUUUAUUUGUAUAAAAGUAGUAAUAGUUUAUUCAAGUCAUAACCAGAAAGAUUUUGUUUAUUAAAUAUUUUUAAAGACUCCCAUUUAUUUGAAUAAAUAUUAAGUGUAAUUCAUUCUUAAAAGUUUUUACAUUGAAAAAACCUGACUGAGCAGUUAAAGUUAAUUAUUAUAAUUAUAUGAUAAGGUAUUUAGUAUAUAGAGUUGUAAAAGAUGUCUCUGUCUUAUUUUGUCAGAUUCAUAGUGUGAUGCAUAUGUUAGAAAAUAUAUAAUACUUUUUCAUUGGUUUUCGGACUAACAAUUUUAUGGAAAAAGGCAUUAUGUCUCAAACAAUGUGUAUGAUAUCUAUGUUUUAAACUUAAGAAAUAUACCAGGGAGAAAAUACUCUUAUACAUUGGUGAAUUGUUGUCUUGUUUUCACAUAUUCUUGUCCUGACAUAAUUAUACUGUUUAUCAGUCAGCGUUUUUUUUAGAAUUUUUAAUGUUUUAUAUUGAGAUUUUAAUGUUGUAAACAAAACCAGUAAUUGUACAGAUUUUAAGAUACACCAUUAAAGAAAUAUGUAAUUUUAUUCCUUGAGUAAGAGUUUCAGAAUGAUUAAAGAGAUAAAAUAUGGAUAAUGUUUUGGUCUUUGCUUUUAAUGAAAAAAAUUCAUAUUGAAAUUAUCAUUCUGAAAUUUGGAUCUUAACAGAAUGCAUAUACCAUUUAUUUAAAGAUUUGUUGUCUGUUGUUAAUUUUUACAAGUCCAAUAUUUGAAAAAAAUAUUUAGUGCAUUUAUUUGGUUUAUAGACAGACCAUUGAAAGGCUUAAAAGUUCUUGACAUAAUUUAUUAAUAGGUUACAUAUCAUCAGUGUAUGAGCUUUGCUUCCUUAUAAUUAAAGCUGUACUUAAGUGACUAGAUAGCCAGCCAUGUCCUACAUUCACAAACUAUGCACGAAAACUUUCAGUAAAAUGAACCAUCAUUUUCUUUUAGAUAUUUAUUUAGGAAAGCAUAUUCCAAUUCAAAAAACUUAAAACGUUUGUUAUAUAUUAGAUUUUAAUAUUCAUUACAGGUUGUUUCGAAGAUGCCAUACAUUUAAUUAUUUUAUAAAUAUCUUAAGCAACUGGCAAUUUUAUUAUUCUCAUUUUCAUUGCCUUGCGUCAGACUAAUUAUAGGGAUAUAAGACUUAUUAUUUUCCUUGCUUUUUCUCCAGUGGUCUUUAUAUCCAAACCUCUAUCUACAUUUUAAUUAAUCUUCUAUCAGUUACUUUUGUGAUAAGGAUAUAGGAAGAUGUUUAUAGUGUUUUUAUCUUCAGUUUUGAUUUUUCAUGUUAGAUUGUUUAGUAGAGUUUAGAAUGAAGUACUGCAUUUGUAAGCAUAACACACCAAUUUGUAAUUAUAAAUUAUAUUAUAAAGCAGAGUUGUUUGAACCAGUUUAUAUUUGCUGAGCAUUAAUGGUGCAUCAUAUUGAAUGCAGUUUAUAGAAAGUAAUAAGCCAGAAUUCACAUAACGGUUCAUAUCUCAACUCUACAGGCCAGUGUUAAUUAUAACAAGAAAUAAUGAAAUUAAUUGUUUAAAGCAGGGUACUUAGUUAAAACUUUAAAUUAUUUCAGUCAAAAUCUAAAACUGAACAAAAUUGUUUGGUAUAUUAGAAUUUUAAAGUGGUAGUUUAAGAAAUUACUUUAAAAAUAUUGAAAUAUCAAAUUUACAUUUAAAUUUUCGAACAAACAGUUGUUCACUUUGGUCAGGUGAAAAUGAGCACGUUUAACAGCUUUUGACAGGAUAACUGGACUGUGUAAAUAAGCUUAUUGUAUUAUAGCAGUGUAGUCAACUGUACUGCAAAUAAAGUUAUAUUGUUAUCCUAGA
This is a messenger RNA of Mytilus californianus (California mussel), 4228 nucleotides long. Its product is annotated as LIM and SH3 domain protein 1-like. The transcript is spliced from 15 exons. Gene Ontology annotation, molecular function: actin filament binding. The coding region runs from base 141 to 1616 and encodes 491 amino acids. Gene Ontology annotation, cellular component: focal adhesion. The record is from RefSeq and is a predicted model, not a curated record. NCBI's taxonomy places the organism in Eukaryota, Metazoa, Mollusca, Bivalvia, Mytilida, Mytilidae.